Messenger RNA from Trachemys scripta elegans, 1031 nucleotides. It is a transcript of the gene GGACT, whose product is annotated as gamma-glutamylamine cyclotransferase. Bases 305 to 778 code for a protein of 157 amino acids. Gene Ontology annotation, molecular function: gamma-glutamylaminecyclotransferase activity. Lineage: Eukaryota; Metazoa; Chordata; Testudines; Emydidae. The record is from RefSeq and is a predicted model, not a curated record. The transcript has 3 exons.
GCGUUUCUCCUGGCUCCGCCCCCUACCUGUGCCGCUUUCCGGCUCCUCCCUCCGUGCACGCUCCGGGUUCUCCGCAGCCGUAGGGGUGGGGCCAGAGCUCACCCAGGCCCCGCCCCGAGAGUUGAGCUAAACCCGGAAGCAGCCCAGGGAGCCGGGAGCAGCCGGGCGGAGGGACGUUCCGUGCAGGGAAGAAGUGUCGCGAGCAGCCAGGCUGGCGGUCUGUGACCAAACAAGGGGAAAAGCAGGUCUCUCCCAGACAGGAGUGAUCGUCCCACCUGUCUCCAAUGAAAUUAAGCAAGGUAGAAUGGCUUGUGUUUUUGUGUAUGGAACCCUUAAAAAAGGCCAGCCCAACUACCAGCACAUGAUAAAUGGUACCCAUGGGAGAACAAAAUUCCAAGGCAGGGGACGCACCGUGGAGAAAUACCCUUUGGUGAUUGCAGGAAAAUAUAACAUUCCUUUUUUGCUGAACAUCCCAGGAACUGGACACCAUGUUACUGGAGAGAUUUAUUCUGUUGAUGACCAGAUGCUGCAAUUCCUUGAUGAAUUUGAAGGUUGCCCAGACAUGUAUCAACGUACUCCAGCGAGAAUUGUAGUAGUAGAGUGGGAAGGUAAAAGCAGUGCACCUGAAGAGAGGCCAGCUGUUAACAGCAUUAUGGAAUGCUUUGUGUACAGCACAACUACCUACCAGCCAGAGUGGAUAAAUCUCCCUUACUAUGACAAUUAUGAUUCCUUAGGGAAUCAUGGUCUUCAUUAUGUGCUACGUGAAAGUAGAGAUUAAAAAUGGAAGGUAACACAAUGUAUUAAGAAAAUGCACUAAACACAUGUUGAUCACAAGCCUCUCUCAAGUAAAUCUAGAAUACUUUUAUUGAAGCACCUUUUGUAACCUUUCUAACCACAAAAGCAUUGAUUCUAAGGGCUGGUCCACACUAACCCCCCACUUGGAACUAAGAUACGCAACUUCAGCUACGUGAAUAAUGUAGCUGAAGUCAAAGUAUCUUAGUUCAAACUUACCACGGGUCCACACGCGGCAG